AUGUCCUCUCAGAUGUCUCCAACCUCAGACUGCUCGUCUCUGGUGGAGAUCUCCGUCUCCUGUUCUGAUCUUCUGGACAAAGAUGUUGGCUCCAAGUCCGACCCGCUGUGUGUGCUGCUGCAGAAGGACCAGGACAAGUGGACUGAGGUUGGCCGUACGGAGCGCGUCGAGAACUGCUCCUCCCCCUCCUUCAGCUCCAGGCUCCGCCUCCAGUUUCACUUUGAGACGGUUCAGAACCUAAAGUUUUGUAUUUACGACAUUGACAAUGAAACCAAGGACACAAAGGAUGACGACUUUCUGGGUGGUGUUGAGUUCACGCUGGGACAGAUCGUGUCCAGUAAAUCCGUGACUCGUCCUCUUCAGCUGAAGAAAGGGAAACCUGCAGGAAAAGGAUCCAUCACGGUGUGUGCAGAGGAGGUGAAGGACAACAGAGCCAUAGAACUGGAGCUGGAGGCUAAGAACCUGGACAAGAAGGACACGUUUGGAAAGUCCGACCCUUUUCUGGAGUUCUUCAAACAAGGAGACGACGGGAAGUGGGUCCUUGUUCAUCGCACUGAGGUGGUGAAGAACAAUCUGAAUCCAGUCUGGAAGAAGUUCUCGGUUCCUCUGCAGACGCUCUGCUCCGGAGACCUGGACCGAGAGCUGAAGGCGAGCUGCUCAGACUACGACUCGGACGGUUCUCACGAUCUGAUUGGCUCAUUCAGCUGCUCCGUGACGUCGCUGCAGCAGCAGAAGAGUUUUGACUGUGUUCAUCCAGAAAAACAGAAGAAGAAGAAGAGCUACAAGAAUUCGGGCAGCGUGCACGUGCGGAAAGCUGAGAUCCAGACGCAGUUCACCUUCCUGGAUUAUGUGAUGGGCGGCUGUCAGAUCAACUUCACUGUGGGCGUGGACUUCACUGGUUCUAAUGGAGACCCUCGCUCACCCCAGAGUCUGCACUACAUGAGUCCAGACGGAACCAACCAGUACCUGAAGGCCCUGUGGUCCGUGGGACAAGUGGUCCAGGACUACGACAGUGACAAACUAUUUCCCGCAUUUGGAUUUGGAGCCAAACUUCCCCCAGAAUUUAAGGCGGCGCAUCACGACUUCGCUUUGAACUUCAACCCCACAAACCCGUACUGCCAAGGAAUCGAGGGCAUAGUGGAGGCGUACCGGCGGGUCAUCCCUCAGGUCAGACUCUCAGGUCCCACAAACUUCAGCCCCAUCAUCAGCCAUGUGGCAAGCAUCGCAUCAGGAGCCGCUACCCACAACACUGCAGCUCAGUACUUCGUCCUCCUCAUCCUCACUGACGGAGAGAUCACAGACCUUGAUCAGACACGUGACGCCAUUGUGCGAAGUUCCACCCUCCCGCUGUCAAUCAUUAUUGUGGGUGUGGGGCCAGCCGACUUCAGCGCCAUGAAGCUAUUGGACGGAGAUGACGGCGUUCUGCGGUCCACAAGCGGCGAGAAAGUCCACCGUGACAUUGUCCAGUUUGUGCCAUUCAGAGACUUUGAAGAGGCUCCCCUUGCUGCUCUCGCUCAGUCGGUUUUGGCCGAAGUUCCAUCGCAGCUUGUUUCCUACUUCAAGAUGAGAGGAAUCCAGCCAAUCAAGAAAUGA
Molecule: messenger RNA, 1593 nt
Organism: Knipowitschia caucasica
Lineage: Eukaryota; Metazoa; Chordata; Actinopteri; Gobiiformes; Gobiidae
Source: the annotation of a GenBank genome assembly